Aspergillus terreus NIH2624 is the source of this 726-nucleotide messenger RNA. It is a transcript of the gene mde1, whose product is annotated as methylthioribulose 1-phosphate dehydratase MDE1. Gene Ontology annotation, molecular function: methylthioribulose 1-phosphate dehydratase activity; metal ion binding. The coding region runs from base 1 to 726 and encodes 241 amino acids. The record is from RefSeq and is a predicted model, not a curated record. Gene Ontology annotation, cellular component: cytoplasm. NCBI's taxonomy places the organism in Eukaryota, Fungi, Ascomycota, Eurotiomycetes, Eurotiales, Aspergillaceae. The transcript is spliced from 3 exons.
AUGUCGCAAGAGAUUACGCAGAAAGACAACAAUGACCAUCUGGUCCAGUCUUCCGACCCGGAUCACCCCGCCAACAUGAUCCCCGACCUGUGUCGCAAAUUCUACAACUGGGGCUGGGUGACCGGAACGGGUGGAGGGACCUCAAUUCGUCGCGGCGAUCACAUCUUCAUCGCUCCCUCGGGUGUGCAGAAGGAACUGAUGCAACCGCAUAACAUCUUCGUCCUCGAGUUCCCCACUCCCAAGUACCCCCCGUCCGAUCGCAAGUACAUUCGCAAACCUCUGGAUCUGAAACCCUCCGCCUGCACUCCGCUCUUUCUGGCGGCCUUCGAACGUGGCGCGGGCUGCUGUAUCCACACUCAUUCGCAGUGGGCUGUCCUGGUGACGCUGCUGGUUGAGCGCGAGAAGGGACCCGGCGGAUACUUCGAGAUUAGCAACAUCGAGCAGAUCAAGGGUAUUCCCCGUGGCAAGGGCAAGGGGAUGAUGGGCUUCCACGAUACUCUUCGCAUCCCCAUCAUCGAAAACACUGCCUUUGAGGAGGAUCUCACCGGUAGCUUGGAAAAGGCGAUGGAGGAGAACCCGGAUACUUAUGCGGUGCUGGUGAAGAGACACGGAAUCUACGUCUGGGGCGAUGAUGUUGCCAAAGCCAAAACCCAGUGUGAGAGUUUGGAUUAUCUCUUCCAGCUGGCUGUGGAGAUGCACAAGCUGGGCCUUCCGUGGGUGAAAUAA